Molecule: messenger RNA, 3935 nt
Organism: Eleginops maclovinus (Patagonian blennie)
Lineage: Eukaryota; Metazoa; Chordata; Actinopteri; Perciformes; Eleginopidae
Product: protein mono-ADP-ribosyltransferase PARP6
Exons: 25
Coding region: 653-2566 (637 amino acids)
Biological process (GO): endoplasmic reticulum unfolded protein response
Cellular component (GO): endoplasmic reticulum tubular network; membrane; nuclear envelope
Molecular function (GO): protein serine/threonine kinase activator activity; kinase binding; NAD+ poly-ADP-ribosyltransferase activity
Source: RefSeq, a predicted model, not a curated record
CGCUUUAACGACUCCAACCCGUAAUGCGUCCUGUUGUCAGUUUGGCUCUUUUAUUCUACGGAUAUGAAAAUCAUCACCUUAACGCUUCCUAAAUGGUUCAUGGAAAGCAUCAUCACACGUGUUGCAAUAUACGGUGCACUCUUCACUGAGUCAAUGUCAUCUCCCACUAUUCUGUUCUCACCUGUUGGCAGCUGUGGUGGUGUUGGCACUGCUGCUCCCAUUGCCCAUUUUGCCGUCUCACUGGCUGGAAAUAGCCUCAGCAUGGAACCACUUCACUGCCUGAGGCCAAUUGACACACCUGUCCAGGUGAGCGACAGAUCUGCCAUCCAGUCCCCCUGUCCACUGGCAGAGAGCCUGGCUGUCAGUCAGUAUUAUUGGCUGCUUCGUCCUAUGGGCCUGAGUGGAAAACAGCCACGGAGAAAAAGAGGCAGGUGUGCCCUUUAAGAGGGGGAGCAGCUGAGGCAAGGACGGCAUCCGAGUCUCCAUCCUCUGUGGAGGAUUUGCUGGUUUGAAGAGUGCGAAGAAGAGAGGCGGUCAGACGAAGCUCUCCGGAUUUCUGUUCUCGUUCCUUCCACCUGGAAAAAGGCUGCAAUGGUCGGCAGUAUUCAAAGGUUUAAACCUGUCUGAGUGAGCCCUAUGAACAGCAGACCCAAUGGACAUCAAAGGCCAGUGUUGGACAGACGAGGAGUCGGACGGGGAGAACGAGUCGGAACAGUUCCUGUAUGGCAUUCAGGGGAGCUGCGCUGCUGACCUGUACCGCCACCCUCAACUGGAUGCAGAUAUUGAGGCAGUGAAAGACAUCUACACUGACAGUGCUGUCUCUGUGAGGGAGUAUGGAACCAUUGAUGACGUGGACAUCGAUCUUCACAUUAACAUUGGCUUCUUAGAUGAGGAGGUUGCGACAGCUUGGAAAGUUAUCAGAACAGAGCCCAUUAUUCUGAGACUGCGCUUUUCUCUUUCUCAGUACCUCGAUGGACCUGAGCCAUCAGUCGAAGUGUUCCAGCCCUCCAAUAAAGAAGGGUUCAGCCUCGGUCUGCAGCUCAAAAAGAUCCUGAGCACGUUCACCUCACAGCAGUGGAAGCACCUCAGUAAUGAGUUCCUCAAGGCCCAGCAGGAGAAGAGGCACAGCUGGUUCAAAGCCGGAGGAACCAUCAAGAAGUUCCGUGCCGGGCUCAGCAUCUUCUCCCCCAUACCCAAGUCUCCAAGUUUCCCUCUGAUCCAAGACACAGUUUUGAAAGGGAAGCUGAGUGUCCCUGAGCUGAGGGUGACCCGCCUGAUGAACCGCUCCAUCUCAUGCACCAUGAAGAACCCCAAAGGGGAGCUCUUCAGCUACCCCCCCAACAGCCAGACUGUGGCUGUCCCGGCGGCCAGGGCCCCUGCGCAGAUUACCACGAGGCAGCUGAUUGAAUUGUUUUUCUCAUCCCAGGCGGGCGGCCACUGCAAGAACAUCCCUACCUUGGAGUAUGGCUUCUUAGUGCAGAUAAUGAAGUACUCAGAGCAGAGGAUCCCCACGCUCAACGAGUACUGCGUGGUGUGUGACGAGCAGCACGUCUUUCAGAACGGAUCCAUGCUGAAGCCGGCUGUGUGCACCAGGGAGCUGUGUGUGUUCUCCUUCUACACUCUGGGUGUGAUGUCCGGAGCUGCAGAGGAAGUGGCAACAGGAGCAGAGGUGGUGGACCUACUUGUGGCUAUGUGUCGAGCUGCACUUGAAUCCCCUCGUAAGAGCAUCAUCUUCGAGCCGUACCCAUCAGUCGUUGACCCCAACGACCCCAAGACUCUGGCCUUCAACCCAAAGAAGAAGAAUUAUGAGAGACUGCAGAAAGCAUUGGACAGCGUCAUGUCCAUCCGGGAAAUGACACAGGGCUCAUAUCUAGAGAUCAAGAAACAGAUGGACAAACUUGACCCCUUGGCCCAUCCCCUGCUACAGUGGAUUAUUUCCAGUAACCGGUCUCAUAUUGUCAAGCUGCCUCUGAGUAGGCAACUGAAAUUCAUGCACACCUCCCACCAGUUCCUGCUGCUCAGCAGCCCCCCGGCCAAGGAGGCUCGUUUUCGCACUGCCAAGAAGCUUUAUGGCAGCACCUUCGCCUUCCAUGGUUCCCAUAUAGAGAACUGGCACUCUGUUCUGAGAAAUGGACUAGUCAAUGCCUCUUAUACCAAACUGCAGCUGCAUGGGGCAGCGUAUGGAAAGGGCAUCUAUCUGAGCCCCAUCUCCAGCAUUUCUUUUGGAUACUCAGGGAUGGGGAAAGGACAGCACCGCAUGCCCACCAAAGAUGAACUGGUGCAGCGCUACAACCGCAUGAACACCAUACCACAGAGCCGUCCAAUACAAUCGAGGUUUCUUCAGAGUCGGAAUCUGAACUGCAUCGCUCUGUGUGAAGUUAUCACGUCUAAGGAUCUGCAGAAACAUGGGAACAUCUGGGUGUGUCCAGUGUCCGACCACGUCUGUACACGCUUCUUUUUUGUGUAUGAGGAUGGCCAAGUAGGAGAUGCCAACAUCAACACCCAGGAGCCUAAGGUGCAGAAGGAGAUCAUGCGUGUGAUUGGGACCCAGAUCUACUCCAGCUAAUGGUGGUUGUCCAUUUGUAUUUCUGGGGGUUGGGGGGGAUCACAGGCAGGCAGCAAGUGUUUGGGCGGGCUGACCUCAGGCCUGAUGCUAACGGCCGAGCUAGCUCUUGAACACAUUAUCUCUAAAGUCGUUUUGUCCUGGUCGUCUCGUUUUCCUCUCCCUUCUUUGUUCCUCUUCUCCGAGUGGCUUUGUUUUACAUUCUCAUUUGACCUUCAGUUUGGUCUGCUUUUCUGAGUUUUGUGUCAGUUACAACUGCAACACAUCGAUGAAGAAAAAAGGCUAGUAGUCACUUCUAAGUCUCUCCACACUUUAUCCUAACUUGUUGCACUUUCACUGAUCCUUCUGACUAAUUUAUGUAUCAUUAUCCUUUGUGAAUAUCUAGUAAAAAAGGAAAGAAAAAAGAAUCACUACAAACAAAUAAUGUGUUCCCCUUUUGGCAAAUAAGUGAUGGAUUUACAUGCAUAUAGAAGUUUGUUCCCUUAUUGUGUUUGCAAAAGGCAUUAUCUGCGAUCCGUUUGUUUAAUAUUCUUUGACUAAUGACAUGAAUUAAGGUCUGUGACAUAGUUAUCUGGGGGGGCAAGCACUUCUCUGUCGUUUUGUCCUUGUCUGCUCCCAGAAUCCAAUAAGCGAGGUGUGGCUUGAAAUCGAGUUAGAUACACUGAAGGCACUUUGUUUUUGAUAACAUUAUCAAAUGUAAAAAUCCAGACAUUAACAGUAUUAUGAUUUUCUUCAAUGAUUGAUGCACUUUCAAAACCUCACAGCCCCAAAACAUCCAACAAACAGGAUAUUAAAAAAAAAAAAUCUCACUGGACAUAAGCGUGAAAUGGCCGGCUGAACAACAUCGUGAAAUCUAACUCUGGAUUUAAUAGGACAUGUCAUAUCUGUUGCCUAUGUUCUGUGUUGAAAAAUGACAAUAAUCUGUCAGGCGCCGUCAUCACCUUUCCUCCGUGUGGUGCAUAUCUCAUUUCGAAAUGAAUCUCUUUGUGUAUGAACUACACUUUCCAUUGGAGUCAUGACUAACGAAAUCCAAUGUACAGAAAAAUCAUGGACAAUUUUACCAAAAUAUCUACAUCCAGUCCAGGUGAGCUCACAACCUCACUGGGCCUCUACCUGAAGGACACUGGAUGGAAAAAGGCAACCUUGUAUAGCUAAUCAAGUUUAUCAGUUAGUCAUGUACUGUAUGUAUGUAUGUGUGUAUGUGUGUAUGUAUGUAUGUAUGUAUGUAUGUAUGUAUGUAUGUAUGUAUGUAUGUAUGUAUGUACUGUAUGUAUGUACUGUAUGUAUGUAUGUAUGUAUGUAUGUAUGUAUGUAUGUAUGUAUGUAUGUAUGUAUGUAUGUAUGUAUGUAUGUAUGUAUGUAUGUAUGUAUG